GAGUAAGUGGAAUCUUCACUUCAACAUUAUCAUUUUCAUGGCAUUAACUAACUAUUUCUCAUUCUCACAACAACACACUUCCCAUUUUACACUUUCCAUUUUCUCACAACCAUGCUCAAUUCCCCUAUACUCUCCCUUUCUAACCACACCCCCAUCAUCUACCAUCACACCCCACCUACAAAGUUUCAAUCUUUACCUUCAUGUAGCUAUGGAAGACCUGAAUUUUCAUCUGGGUCAUGCUCAAAUGCUUUUAGAAGAAAAGGGGUGGUGGUGAAAGUGAAAGGGAUGAUGAAGUUGGAGGAAGAAGUGGUGGAAAGUGGGAAGAGAGGUGAUUUUGGUGAAGGGUUUGAUGCAAUUGUUAUUGGGUCUGGGAUUGGUGGGUUGGUUGCUGGGACUCAAUUGGCUGUGAAAGGUGCAAAAGUUUUGGUUUUGGAGAAGUAUGUUAUACCUGGUGGGAGUUCUGGGUUUUAUCAUAGGGAGGGGUAUACUUUUGAUGUUGGUUCUUCUGUUAUGUUUGGUUUCAGUGAUAAGGGUAAUCUCAACUUGAUAACACAAGCAUUGGAAGCAGUUGGUUGUCGGAUGCAGGUAAUACCUGAUCCGACAACUGUUCAUUUUCAUCUACCAAACCACCUCUCUGUUCGAGUGCACAGAGAAUAUGAUAAGUUCAUUGAAGAACUGACGAGUUACUUUCCCCACGAAAAGGACGGCAUCUUAAAAUUCUAUGGUGAAUGCUGGAAGAUUUUCAAUGCUCUGAAUUCGUUGGAGCUGAAAUCGCUUGAGGAGCCACUCUACCUUUUUGGACAGUUUUUUCAGAAGCCACUUGAAUGCUUGACAUUAGCCUAUUAUUUGCCUCAAAAUGCUGGAGCCAUAGCCAGGAAGUAUAUUCAGGAUCCACAGUUGUUGUCUUUCAUAGAUGCUGAGUGUUUUAUAGUGAGCACCGUCAACGCUUUGCAGACUCCAAUGAUUAAUGCUAGCAUGGUUCUGUGUGACAGACACUUUGGUGGGAUUAACUACCCUCUCGGGGGUGUUGGUGGCAUUGCAAAGUCCUUGGCAAAAGGUCUAGUUGAUCAGGGUAGUCAGAUACUUUACAAGGCAAAUGUCACGAGUAUUAUCACCGAGCAGGGCAAAGCCGUAGGAGUGAGGCUUUCAGACGGCAGAGAGUUUUUUGCCAAAACCAUAAUAUCAAAUGCUACCAGAUGGGACACAUUUGGAAAGUUAGUAAAAGGAGAAUCACUACCAAAAGAGGAAGAGAACUUCCAAAAAGUUUAUGUUAAAGCUCCAUCUUUUCUUUCAAUACACAUGGGGGUUAAAGCAGAGGUUUUACCACCAGAUACAGAUUGUCACCAUUUUGUGCUUGAGAACAAUUGGACCAGUUUGGAGGAACCAUAUGGAAGUAUCUUUUUGAGUAUACCAACCAUACUUGAUUCAUCAUUAGCUCCUGAAGGUCGUCAUAUCCUUCAUAUAUUCACAACUUCUUCAAUGGACGAUUGGCAGGGUCUCUCAAGAAUCGAUUAUGAGGCAAAGAAGCAGGUGGUAGCAGAUGAAAUCAUAAGCAGAUUAGAGAAGAAAUUGUUUCCAGGUCUUAGAUCAUCCAUCGAUUUUAUAGAGGUAGGGACACCAAAGACACAUCGACGAUACCUUGCCCGUGACGAGGGUACUUAUGGACCAAUGCCACGCAGCAUUCCAAAGGGGUUGUUAGGAAUGCCGUUUAAUACAACAAGCAUAGAUGGUCUUUACUGUGUUGGAGACAGUUGCUUCCCUGGACAAGGUGUUAUUGCCGUAGCUUUCUCAGGAGUUAUGUGUGCACAUCGAGUAGCUGCAGAUAUUGGGUUGGAGAAAAAGUCACCUGUUUUGGAUGGCAUGCUGCUUGGGUUGCUUGGUUGGUUAAGAACACUGGCAUGAUUGUUAUAAUUUGUCUGAUACGUGAGUCUAUAUGUAUUAUCCUGUAUAACAUUAGUUUUAUUAAUUUUAUUUUAAUUUUGUUGGGGAUGGAGGGGAAUGGACUCCUCACAUUUACACAGUUAUAGAACUAGGGCAUUCGAUCAGACAACAUAUAAUCUUGAGAUGUAUUUAAAAGAAAUUUUUGUAAAGCCGGAAUUGUGAGCUGCUACAUCGCAAUUUGAUGGACAAGAUGGCUUAGCUGCAUGGAAAUGCGGGAUUUAGUAACUGCAGAGAAUCCUAUUUUGGGAGUCAGGGGCUGUGACUGUGAAAUGUAAAUGAUCUCUGUAUCAUUUGUUUUCUUUUAUCCAAACGAAGAGUUAUACUUAUACAAGAAAUUCCUUUCUGUAACUA
Medicago truncatula (barrel medic) is the source of this 2292-nucleotide messenger RNA. Its product is annotated as prolycopene isomerase, chloroplastic. The coding region runs from base 112 to 1902 and encodes 596 amino acids. The transcript is spliced from 13 exons. NCBI's taxonomy places the organism in Eukaryota, Viridiplantae, Streptophyta, Magnoliopsida, Fabales, Fabaceae. The record is from RefSeq and is a predicted model, not a curated record. Gene Ontology annotation, biological process: carotenoid biosynthetic process. Gene Ontology annotation, molecular function: carotenoid isomerase activity; oxidoreductase activity.